Molecule: messenger RNA, 4501 nt
Organism: Styela clava
Lineage: Eukaryota; Metazoa; Chordata; Ascidiacea; Stolidobranchia; Styelidae
Molecular function (GO): zinc ion binding
Source: RefSeq, a predicted model, not a curated record
GUUUGUUAUUAGAUAUUAAAAAUACUUGCAUGAGUUUGAUGCUAACCAAGAAUUUCCUUGUUGGUUGUUGAAAUUUAAGACUUUCUCUUCAUUUUACUGCAUGCGUUUUUCCAACAAUUCUGGACAAUGCCAAAGACUCACCAACAGAAAGCAUUGCACGUUCUCAUUCAAUGCAUCAUGGGAAGAUCAUGUGUGAAUUGCGGAGAUCAAUGUCCCGGAUUUGCACUUCACGCCUGGCGAAAAGUUUGCGCACACUGCAAGUGCAGAUUGGAAUACCACGUUGGCGGUGUCAACAACAUCAAAAUAAAGAUGGAGCGUAAGACUGCAGCAAAUUUAAAUUGCGGUAGAAAUACAGGACCAAAGUCACAUCACCAUCAACACGGUUCAUCCGCGAUUAUUAUUUCGGACGAUGACAGUGGGUGUUCUUUAGACGAAUACGCAUGGGUACCUCCAGGGCUUACCCUUAAGCAGGUGCAAAAGUAUUUUGCGUGUCUCCCAGAUGAACAAGUGCCGUAUGUAGAAAGCGCCGGAGAAAAAUACAGAAUACGUCAAUUGCUUCAACAGCUGCCUCCCCAUGACAAUGAGGUCAGAUAUUGCAAUGAACUCAGCGAAGAGGAAAGACAGGAAUUAAAAUUAUUCAGCGAACAGAGAAAACACGAUGCACUCGGACGAGGAACUGCUCGUUCAUUUCCGCAUAAUAUCACUGCAGCUAUAUGCGAAAACUGCGGAAAGAGGAACAACGGUGGCGACAUUGCGGUUUUUGCUAGUCGAGCUGGUCACGGCGUAUGUUGGCAUCCAAAUUGCUUCGUUUGUUCUGUGUGUCAAGAAUUGUUGGUUGACUUGAUUUAUUUCUACCAGGAUGGACAACUUUAUUGCGGAAGACAUCACGCUGAAACCCUAAAGCCCAGAUGCUCUGCUUGUGACGAGAUCAUUUUCUCCGACGAAUGUACCGAAGCUGAGGGCAGGCACUGGCACAUGAACCAUUUUUGUUGUUACGACUGUGAAAUUGUAUUAGGAGGACAACGAUACAUUAUGAGAGACGGGAAACCAUACUGUACUGGGUGUUUCGAGACCCGUUACGCCGAAUACUGCGACACCUGCGGAGACCUAAUAGGACUCGACGCGGGACAAAUGCAAUAUGAAGGACAGCAUUGGCACGCCACUGAAGACUGCUUUUCUUGUGUACGGUGCCAAAAAUCGCUUCUCGGUAGACCGUUUUUACCAAAACACGGUCAGAUUUUUUGCUCCAAGGCUUGCAGCAACGGCGAUGACCCCGCCCAUUCGGAAUCGGAUUCCCAGUACGAAAAUCCGCAAUUGCCCACAUCACACAAUGUUCGACACAGUCUCAACUUAGAGAACUUGUCGUUGCACGAAAAAGCUCCUUGGGACGGAUUAGUAGCCAGCAGAAUUGUGCCACCGCAAAGAGCCACCGGAAACGGAAACGGGGCACUAGAAGACGAACCAGAAGUAUUUCUGAACGCCGACGAUCUUUACCCAUCAGACGCUUUAGUAAGCAGUCUCAGACGCAAAAAGCAACACGUUGCAUCAAGAGGUCGCCACGGACAGUAUUUGACAGAGGAUAAUAGUUUUGGCGCCGAAGGAGCACAAAAUCAAGAUAUUAGUCGAAGUGACGGAAAGGGGUUUAACAAAUCACCUAUUACCGGAACAGGGAACGUAAAUUUUCCGCAAAACACAUACAACAGCACCGAUAGUAGUGGGUAUAACAGCAGCAGUACAUUGGACGUUCUUGAACACGGAAAAAAUUUAUCACCAGUUGCGACAGAAUCUCAAGCGAACGACACCUUAAACAGCAAUAGCAGCAAAGCCACAACUUCUAGUAUGGUUAGCACAGAUAGAGGUUGCUCAAUGGGCGGCCAUGUACCAGCUUCAGAAUUCAUAGGCUGGAAUUUUUCUCAUGAUCCCGUGUCUUGUAGAAAACCAGGCACUGAAGUACAAAAGCGUAUAGAAGCGUUAAAACGUUCACAAAGCUGCAAUAACAAGCAAAAUGACGUAAUAUGGCAAACCAGAAGACCGUCUGAAGAGAUCCAGGAAAUAUCGGAUCAGAAAAUGCGUCAACAGCAUGAAAUCGAUGCGUUAUCAGCUGCUUUGGGGGAUCUAUCGCCGGGACAAUCUCAAAAAUCGACAUUUAAAAUUAUCCCUAACCCACACGUGGCCCCCGUGACCACCCACGCUGCGUUUCAAAGCAGUAACGCUCCCAUUCCUGCCCCGAGGGCGAAAUACCCACCAGCUGUCCCACCUAGGCACGACCGGGACCGACGAGGCUCAAACCCUAACCCAUGGUCCCCACAACAUCAGCAUUCACACUCUGACUCCUUCCGGUUACCUAUACCGGAAGUAUCCAACCCCCAAGCACAAGACAUCCCAUCACCUAUCAAAGACACACCGACAGGAAGGCAGUACUACAGCGGGGGACAAUAUCGAGUGUCGGACAAGGUGACAGACACACAUAAGCAUGCGUCAUUUGAAGAUAGCGAUUCUUACAACACAAAAGUGAUGAAUUACCCUGGCUGCGACAGCAUAGGUAAAUCAUCGUUACCAGAUGUAGCCAAGCACGCUGAGCCCAAGGGCAUACUUAAGAAAAGUCGCCGAAGCAACAGUAUACCCGCGAAAACUAGCAAUGGGGAAUGUGACGCAGAUUUACUUGCAGACCACUCGUUCAAAAAACUGAACGACUAUUGUACAGUUGACCCUGAGGUCCAAAAGAAAAUUGUUGGCGUCGAAGGUCGAACUGCGCAUGCGCGAUCUGACGGCGACGAUGACGAGGAAGACGAAAAUUUCGUCCGCGGUGACAGACAUUACAACAGUGCCCGUUUCCACAACUCUCAAAAACAACUGUCAUUCAAAACUCGACAUGGCAAAAAAUCGAAAACCAGAUUUCAAGAUGAUCACGUGAUGCUUUCACGUACCGCUUCUGCCAACGCUCUCAAUCUUGGUGUGACGUCAUCGUCUAUUUUCUCCAACAAAAUGCAUAAGAGUAAGAAGAGCUGUGCCAGCAGUGAAUCCGGUCGCAGACUAUGUAGUAAGCGAAUGAAACGAGCUCGAUCGACAGACUUCGCUUUAACACCCAAUAGCAAGAAACGAGGGAAUAAGAAACGAGCUCAUUUUCAAAACGAAUACGAAGAGGAAGACUGGUGUUCCACUUGUACGUCAUCUAGCGACGACAGCGAUUAUGAACGAUGGGAUGACUUCGAUGAUAAAAUGAGUUCAUCACUAUCGCCCGCCAUGUUGUCCGUACUUCAACAACGAGCCAGAAGAGCCUCAGACCAACCUAAUGGUAUGACAAGAUAUCAUUCUUCAUCUUCACAUAAACGAUACAGGUCGAAAUCAUCUAAACAAUGUGUCAUACAGUGAUGGGGAAGGGUUCAAAAACACGGUGCACAAACACCAGGGACAGUGUCACAUCCGGGGAAUCGUCAACAUCCCUUGUGACGUAUCCCCCGUGACGUCAAUCGGGGUGACGUCACUAUGAUGUGCGUGGGAGAGACUCAAGAUAUAAUUGCAAAAUCAUCGAAUGCGAACAUUUCUUUCGACUUCAAACAUGACAUCAACGACCACUACCUACUGCAGUCAUCAUUAAAAAAUGCAACCAUGCUCCUUUUCUGGGCGAGUAGUGGAAUUUUUAGCCGCCGUAAUUGCGUCUAAUGGGCGAUUAUUUAAAGUCUAGGAUCACGAACGCUGAUAAAGAAUUCUCAUUUCAUGUUCAUUUCUUAAAAUAACAAAUAAGAUUUAGCCUUAGUGCUGCAAUUACCCUGUUUUUAAACCACGUUGGUCAGGCCCUACCAAAUUAUGAAUAUCUUUUAUUCACUGCCUUUCAAGGUUAUUUAUCUAUCAGAUAAACACGGGCCGGCAAAUAAUAACGAAAUUUAACUUCAGUUUAUGCAUGUUCAUGCAUGAUUCCCUCUUGCACAUAAACAACCAGUAUUAUCUAGUACCAACACAUCAAAGUUAGCCGCAUUUUCUUUUCUUAUUUUUUCAACUAAAAUAGCAAAAAAUCAUGUCACACAACUAUUUUUAACCAAUAGGUCGUAUGUGGCGGAUUUUUUCCGAUUUUCGAUAAAAUGAAUUUUUUUAAUACCAUGGUACGUGUCUUUCUUUUUUUUAAUCUAUAAAAAUGAAUAGACCGCACACACAACGUCAACUCUUUCUCUAUUUUGCAUACAAAAGCUGGUAAUUACACUGUUUAAAAAUCAGUAAAAUGUCAGUAUCUCCAUGUGUUUAGAAUUUCCUUGUAUUAUUUGGCCCAAACAUAAGUCGUAGCUAGUCGUGGUAUUUCUGGCAUGGUUGAUUUACGACCAAUUCGACCAAUUUACAUGACAAAUUCAUAAUUCCACGCGAUAAUAAAGCAUGUGCCCCUUUACGUUUUUCAUGUAAAAAAAAUCGUGUCUUAUUAACGUCAAAUCACUCAUUUGUUAUACUGAGAUGUAAAUCGUACUAUGUUAUCAGAUUUUUUUUUUUAAUUUAAAUUUUCAUUCAUUUAUAU